UACUAUAGCAAGUGUAUAACGCUCGAAGUACCGUCAUCCGAACAGCUAAGGCAGGAGAAACUUAUUUGGUGUUAAAGGCAUUAUUUUUGCGUUGAGCAGAGAUAUUCUCUCUGUUCGUAAAAUGGCAUCUGCAUACCAGUUCCUUUCUAUUCCUGCUAAGCUGCCGAAAGUUUGGGAUCCAAAGCUGCAUGAAUGGCCAACUUACCAUUGCAGUCACCCUGAUGUAGCUCGAGAAGGAUGGCGUAAGUGGAGCGGUGAACACCCAGAUUGGUAUGCCUGGCGUGGAACAUCAAGACAUCCUGACUGGUACAAUCGUAACAUCAACACCAUUCGUCGCGUGGACUACAAAAAUGUCAACUGGCAUUAUGAACGGCCCUCCAAGCCCACAAGUCGGACACACGAUGGUUUUGUGCCUUAUGAAAAUGAUGUCAUCAUGAAGGAAACACUACCACAAAUGCCUCAUAAUCGCUCCUACAAAGAAAGCUUUAGCUAUCAAAAGCCUUUUCCUCAAGAGGUUCCCAAACCUAAGUGGGGACUGUACAACCCUCCACAUUACCAGGAACCAGCCCGUUUUAACAGUUACCCUCCUUUUAAGUACAACGGGUACUAAGGCUUGUCCUGGCAAACUUACGAACAUGAGAAACAACAGUUCAAAGAACACCUAACCAUAAAAGUGGUGUCUGAAGUAAGUCCUUAAGUGAAUACUUUUCUGGAUGAAAAGUUUUAAAUUUUUUAGCUUAGUUGCUCUAAAAAAGCUUAGUGUUCACAGCAGCACAUUCUGUAACAGCUUAUAUAGUACUUUGCAACUUCGUCUUUAGUGCAUAUGCAGCACUAAAAAUAAACAUCAACAGUAGACAGAUAUUUUUUUCAACAAAAAACUGUACAUACACAGAAUAUAUGAUCUGAAAACUGUGACUGAAUGAAUUUUUGAAUGAAAGCAGGUGCCAAACUUUUUUUUAAUAGAUUAUGAAAAGUUAUUUGCAAUUCAUCCUUGGCAGUUUAUUAUGUGUAGAUGAUAGUGAUUUUGUGAAGUCUGUGCAUCAUGAUUUUAAAAAGUGUUUGUGUGAACACAGAUGAUCUGUUUGGUUUUCUGGUUGAAGGAUGGUGGCAUUAAGAUCUAGUGGAAAAUUUGUAUCUGUAAUGUCAAAAGUUAUGUACUUGCAUUGAAAAAAAACAAGAGCAGCUUGAAAAAAUAUUGAGUUCCCUCUGUCUCAGUUUUUGCAAAUAUGCUUUUCCCAGUUCACAUGAAAAAUUAACAAUAUGGUUACUUUAUGUAUUCAUGCCUCAGUGGUGGCUGUACAGUGCAUACCUCUGAUUGACACACAACCAUUGAUUUCUUAGCUGAAUUCCAAAAUGCUUUAUCAUCAUGAUCUUCUAACAGUUAUGUCAAACAUCCUCUGUACCUAAUUUUUGGAAAAAGUUUCAGUUAAGCUUACCUACCCCUCCAGUUUUGGAGAAUGUUUAGUUUUUGCUUUCUUUCUCCCUUAGGCACAUACACACAAGAGGCCUAUCUAUGUGAUUGAUUCUUUUAAGUUAAAUGACUUAGCCUUUGAAAACAGAUUUCUUUUGCAAAGAGCAAUAAUUAGAUAAAGAGUUAUAUUGUCUGUUUUGUACAUUUAUAGGGUUAUGUGGUAAAAACAUGCAGACUAAACAUGUUACCUGCCCUUUCAGGACUGACCUAUUUUUCUAUGUUUAGCAUACAUACUAAAGCUUCAUUAGUUUAUUGAUACUGCACUGGAUAUUGGGUACUGGCUAUUGCUGUAUUUGCUGCCCAUUCUGGUAUAACUGAAUUUUGUCUUGUCUUGUGUUGCCCACACUACCUUCAACUCAAUUAGAGCUCAAAUAUGUAUAGCAUCAUUUUUAUCUUAAUUCUUUUACUGUACAGAUCAAUAAAAGUUACAUUGUCUUUCCGUCUAGAA
Messenger RNA from Pomacea canaliculata, 1919 nucleotides. RefSeq lists its product as uncharacterized. The transcript has 4 exons. The coding region runs from base 122 to 610 and encodes 162 amino acids. Lineage: Eukaryota; Metazoa; Mollusca; Gastropoda; Architaenioglossa; Ampullariidae. The record is from RefSeq and is a predicted model, not a curated record.